Pollicipes pollicipes is the source of this 1988-nucleotide messenger RNA. RefSeq lists its product as uncharacterized. The record is from RefSeq and is a predicted model, not a curated record. The transcript is spliced from 10 exons. NCBI's taxonomy places the organism in Eukaryota, Metazoa, Arthropoda, Thecostraca, Pollicipedomorpha, Pollicipedidae. The coding region runs from base 285 to 1139 and encodes 284 amino acids.
UGCGGCGCACCGGCCGCCGCGCCGAGCGGCUGGCGCGCUGGGUCGGCCGCCGGCCUGACCAGCAGCCCGAGCAGCUGGACCUGACGCAGAUCAAGUACCUCUUCGAAGGCGUCUCAUCGCAGACGAAAAAGCUGGGAGACAUCCUGGACGAUGUGAUACACGGCUACAUCAACAUCGUGUCUGAGUUUGACACGGACGGCGUCUUUGGUGUGGACCGGCUGCACCAGCUGCAGAGCCGCCACCGGCUGGCCACAGAGGAGCAGCUGAAGAGGAACGCCAGAAUCAUGGAGCUGUUCAGCGAAGCCGAACAAGGCCACCGCUCUCAGGAGAUUGUCACCGAGCUGCUACAGUACACGAACACGCUCACCUCUUUCUCGGAGGUUUCGGUGGCGGUGACCGAGGAGUCGCGCCGUCUGCAGCAGCUGAUGCGUGCCGAGCCGUCGCUCAUCUCGGACGCCACCGUGCAGCAGCUGGCCAGCACCGUCGCCGACCUGACCGCGCUCUCCAGCCAGCUGCAGAGUUUCUUCACUGAGACAGAGGCGAUGCGGGACGGCUUGCUGGCUGUGACGCAGGCUGAGGAGCCCGCCGCGCCGGAGGAGCCCGCCGCCGCCGAGGAGGCAGAGUCCUCCGUCCGGGACUCCCCGACGGACGACACUGCGGAGGAGAGUGGGGACGAGGAAGACGAGGAUGAUGCGCCCGGCGAGGCGCGAGAGGGUCGGGUGAAGUUCACCACGGUCGAUUCGCUCCGGCUGGACAAGAUGGUCCAAGUGAGCGAGAUCGACCGCGAGCAGCGCGCGCGCGUCGAGAAGGCCGUGCGCCAGAAGCUGGGCCGUGUCGGCCUCGACGGCCACGGUCCGGAGAUCAAGGUGCGCUUUCUGAAGUAUCCAGACGUGAACAAUUUGCAGAAAGAACACACGCUGACGGAUGAAGAGGUUUCGGCGUUUGAGAACGCCCUAGUCACGAUCAUAAUGGGUGGGCAGGAGGCGCUGCUGGAGCACGACAAAAACCGACAGCUGGCCAGGAACUACGAGUACAGCUUCGAGGAGGCUGUGCGAGAUCUGGACGAGUCGCCGCUGGACGAGGAGGACGAGCCGGCAUCCGCCGCUAACGACGACGAGUCUCUCUUCACGCUGGUGUAGCCGGGAGUGCCCUGGAUCUGUGCUUCGGCUCCCUCCGAGACCCUGGCCCUGCACCUGGUGCGGAAGGGGAGGAGUGCGUGUUCCCAUCGCUGGCGUGGGACAGGCGCCCGGUCGGCGUCUCGCGCGUCUGCAGUCUGGACCUCACGCGGUGCUCCGCAAAGGCCGCACACAUCGCGCCAAACCAAAGACAGGACUGCCUCUCCGCCUCGGAGCCCCGCCGAGCGAACGCGCGCUCAGGGAGCGGCGUUGCACCGAGCCGCCGCGCUAGAGUGGUGAGCGUGGGUUCUCCUGCUGCGGGGAGUACGCGCCGACGCUCGCUGCCUUCGCUGCGUGGGCCGACGGAACAGGCUCGGCGAUCGGCCGGACCACGCGGUUCCGGCCGGCACUGAGACGAAUAGGUCACCUGACGCGGCGCUGGCCGCCCCAGCACCGUGUCAUAUACUGGCGAUGCUCGCCUUGGCGCGUGCUUUUGAGCACAGUGGCGCGGACACAUUCAGUAGAUCUUCCGUCGGUAGCAUGACAACGCUGGGUUUUGGAAACGACGGUCCUAGCCGUAUUUCUGAGGACGUGUUUGGGUGCGCUGUGGGAUCCCUUGCUCACCUCCUGCAAAGGAUUUGUGUGUGGUGUGAGGUCUAGCCGACGCCGGGUCGACGAGUGACGUGGCAUUGACCGACUGACCUAAUCUAUGUUUUGUGUCUGGGCAUUUUGUCUUUCAUUGGUGUGACGCCUUGGGCAACGCAUUUUUUUAUGAUGUGAGUUGUGUGCAGCUUGUGGGCCUUGCAAUUGGCUACAUGUGGGUCGUUUUGAAGCGUUUUGCAAGGGAUGGGUGUUAUUGGUUAAUACACACCG